AUGCGACGACAUCUUCCGCACAAGGCCGUUCUACGGCGUGGACUUUCCGCACAGUCGUCCGUCCAUUCGCUGUCAAUACUAGGCUCUACUCGCAAUGCGAGGCCUACCCAUUAUCGCUUUCAAUCCCACGGUAUCCGAAGCCUCCAUACAUCUCUUGAGAAACCGCAUACAAAUUUGUAUACAUCCAAUGAUUUAAGGUCAAUAUAUACACCAGCAUACAGCCUACAAAAUGGAAUUCCCGCCGGCUAUUCAUCACCUUUCUCAAGCUCAGCUCUCCUCCAGAAGGAGUUGACCGACUGGGAAGACAACCCCGACCCCUCUAUUUCUGCCUUCUCGCAACUGCCAUCCAAAGACUUUGGUGUCAAUCAACAUAUGAUCAUCAAUGAAGAAUUUAAGGAGGCUCUUCGGCAAAUACUUUGGAAAUUCCGGGCCCCGAUACGAUAUGCCUUUGCCUAUGGUUCUGGGGUAUUCUCUCAGACAGCAACAGCAGGCUCAGAAUCAGAUCCGGGCCAUCCGUCUCCGCCGUCAGCCAUUCGGAAUGUUCAGCAGGGAAAAGGGAAGAUGAUCGACUUCAUAUUUGGCGUAUCACAUACACAGCAUUGGCAUUCUCUUAAUUUGCAAGAGCACCGCGAUCACUACUCUGCGCUCGGCUCUCUUGGAUCUUAUGCGGUAUCAGAGGUGCAGGACAAACUAGGAGCGGGGGUCUACUUCAACCCAUUUGUAACCGUAAACGGCACGUUGAUCAAAUAUGGCGUUGUUAAUAUCGACACACUAUGCAGGGAUCUCAGUCAGUGGGAUACCAUGUACCUUGCGGGGCGUUUGCAUAAGCCCGUGAAGAUCCUUCGCGACCACCCACGGGUGCGUGUAGCGAACCAGAUCAAUCUUCUCUCAGCAUUACGUGUUGCUCUUCUCCUAUUACCGGAGGACUUCACCGAGCAUCAGCUUUACACCACAAUUGCCGGGCUUAGCUACAUGGGUGACCCUCGAAUGACUGUCUCUGCUGAGGAUCCCGAUAAAGUGAAGAACAUUGUCACAGGUCAGAUGGACUAUUUCAGACGUUUGUACGCACCGUUGAUUGAAAACCUACCCAACUGUGUGUUCAACGAUUCUCGCUGCUCCCAAUCCGACUGGAUCGACGACCCCUCCGCGAAUGUCAAAUUGAGCCAAGACAUGGAUCCAGUGAAAAGAGGCAACAUGGUACGGCGGCUGCCCAAAUCCUUCAGAGAGAAAUUAUAUUUUCAGUAUCAGAGUCGUUAUCAGAUUCCACGGGCAGAGUUCCUUCGGAUGAUGGAGCAGACGAGCGAUGAAGACCCAGAACGAAUUCACCGGCGUCAGGGCGGCGCCUUUGAACAACGCAUCGCUGGUGACGAUAGCCUUAAAGAGGAGCUACAACAUACCAUCACCAAGACAAUUCGCUGGCCAGCCACCAUGCAAACUGUUAAGAGCGCAGUGACAGCUGGCGUUGGCAGGGCAUGGACAUAUGUUCGCGAAAAGCGAAAGAAACAUGCCAAUUCUAAAAAGGGCGCUUCUGAGCAAUCAUCAGAGCAGCCGCAAACAGCAGAGAGUUCUAAGAAAGAGUGA
Talaromyces atroroseus is the source of this 1581-nucleotide messenger RNA. RefSeq lists its product as hypothetical. Lineage: Eukaryota; Fungi; Ascomycota; Eurotiomycetes; Eurotiales; Trichocomaceae. The transcript has 2 exons. The record is from RefSeq and is a predicted model, not a curated record. Gene Ontology annotation, molecular function: phosphatidate cytidylyltransferase activity. Gene Ontology annotation, cellular component: mitochondrion. Gene Ontology annotation, biological process: cardiolipin biosynthetic process; CDP-diacylglycerol biosynthetic process. The coding region runs from base 1 to 1581 and encodes 526 amino acids.